CAACUCAGCCAACGAUGUCAAUAGACAUCACAAGCCGACGUUAGAUGAGUGUCGACUGCGGCCAUGUAGACAGAGAUACCAUCUUUGGGUGGGAUGGUCCCGACGAGAUCGAUCAUAAAAAAACGGAGAAGAGAGAAGGACGGAAUCAUGUACCUAUCUGUGGAUGAAAGCGUGAUACCAACGUAUUCAUGCUGGGAGGAACGGGAAGCGAGAUGCUGGUUGUCCAUCGAGUUGAAAAACCUGAACACGGCAUAUCCGGCCCGAUCUUUCCCUCACUCGCCAGCCAAUCUACACCGCUUACAUCUUGAUGAACCUGCGAAGCCAACACUCUCGUCAUUCAAACUAGGAGACGCAGUGCAAGGACCCAUGACUCAAACCUCAAGGACCUUUCUUACACAUACAGCCAUCCUAUACCACCAACUACGAAGGGAAAUCGAGCAGGACGUGUCGAUAGAUCCAGGUCACGUAGCCCUAGAAUUUCAUAGCAAAGACACCAGGAUUUUGUCCUGUUUGAAACAGUCGCUUACCAUAGCAUAUUCCUUCAGAUCUAAUAGGAAGGAAAACUGGGUUGAUUGGCCAUCUCCGCUGAUAUAGCUCAGGUAAAUAGAAGUAAACUACUCCUAUCGACCUCGAUGGGGAGGAGUGCAUCAAUGCCGAUGCAAGCCCGAUGGGGAUGAUCAGUAAUCUGAACACGGCAUUUUCGGGCUGAUCCUUCCUUCUCACGAUGGAACCCGCCUCGUCUCUCUGGCUCUCUACCGGGCUCCCUGAAGCAAGUCUGCGCCACCUUCACCUCGACGACCCCGCCAAGCCGAUAUCGUCUUCGUUCAAACUGGGAGACGCAGCACAGGUACCUGUCUUUUCAACUACCGAGUGCUUUCUUAUGCAUUCUCGCA
This is a messenger RNA of Desarmillaria tabescens, 893 nucleotides long. RefSeq lists its product as uncharacterized. NCBI's taxonomy places the organism in Eukaryota, Fungi, Basidiomycota, Agaricomycetes, Agaricales, Physalacriaceae. Bases 94 to 594 code for a protein of 166 amino acids. The record is from RefSeq and is a predicted model, not a curated record. The transcript is spliced from 2 exons.